Molecule: messenger RNA, 213 nt
Organism: Aspergillus fischeri NRRL 181
Lineage: Eukaryota; Fungi; Ascomycota; Eurotiomycetes; Eurotiales; Aspergillaceae
Exons: 2
Coding region: 1-213 (70 amino acids)
Source: RefSeq, a predicted model, not a curated record
AUGCGUCAGGACUUCUGUGCCUUUUCAGAUAAGCAGCUGGCUCGUGGAACCAUCUUAGCAUCUCUCAAUGCCACAUGUUAUUUUGCUCGUAUGAUGAAGGUUAUGUUCUUGAAAAACCAAUCCAGUAGUGGUUACUGGCAGCCCACAUUGAAGAAAGCAAUGAAAUACCUAAGGCGUAACAUUUGUAAAGGGUUGCAGUUCGCAUGGGAUUAG